AUGUCGAAAGACGUAAUCGAACUGCGCGCAACCAGCGCGAAUACGGGAACUCUUAUAUCGAAAUCUGAUGAUACCCUCCGAUUUGCUCAUGAUGAUAAUACCUUGCGGCGUCUUGGUAAGCGCCCGCUUCUCGAUCGGAGCUUUGGGUUCAUGUCUAGCCUAGGACUAUCCUGUUCAGUCCUAGUUUCGUGGGAGGGCAUUCUAUUCACAUCGGUCCCUACCUUCCUCAAUGUCGGUCCUGGCGGAGUUGUCUGGGCGUUUCUAGUUGGCUGGGUGGGAAUCACUUCGGUGUAUAUCGUUAUUGCGGAGCUUGCUUCGAUGGCUCCCACUGCCGGCGGUCAAUACCAUUGGGUCGCUAUGAUGGCGCCAGAGUCAUGUGCCAAUUUUCUCACCUAUCUUACGGCUUGGCUGACAACUCUGGCCUGGCAGGCCAUAGCCAUCACAACUAGCUUCUCGAUAGCGACACUUAUUCAAGGCAUUGUUGUCUUAUCUAUCCCAUCGUAUGAUCCUCGUUCAUGGCAUACGGUACUCAUAAUGUUUGCUGUGGCGCUAUUCUCGGUUCUUAUUAACUCGACAACUGGCCGCAUACUUGCAAAAUUCGAAGGGCUUUUCCUGGUCUUGCACUUGCUAGGCUUCUUCGGGGUAUUAAUACCUUUGGUCUACUUUGCACCGCAUAAUGACCCUUCUGAAGUUUUCACUGUCUUCAGUAACAAUGGCAAUUGGCCAACACAAGCGCUAGCGUUUUUUGUUGGCCUUCCUACGAUAGCCGGUACACUUACUGGUGCCGACUGCGCUGUACAUAUGUCUGAAGAAGUACGCUCAGCCAACACUGUGGUGCCACAGUCGUUGAUCUAUACAAUCACUAUUAACGGGUCCCUCGCAUUCGCCAUGAUAAUUGCGUUACUAUUUUGCCUUAGCGAUGCGCCGGCUGCCGCCGCCGCCGCAGAUACUCUGUAUUACCCGUUUCUUCAAAUAUUUGAAUCAGCUGUCAAGUCUACUACUGGCGCUUGUCUAAUGGCUGGUGUGAUACUGGUGAUAGUCAUUAUGAGUAGCAUCAGUGCCUAUGCAUCAGCUUCCCGGAUGAUAUGGUCAUUUGCUCGAGAUAAGGGGCUCCCAUUUGAUAGAAUCUUGGUCAAGCUUAACAGCAAUGCCUUGCCAAUAUACGCCAUCCUUAGUACGAUGGGUUUCACAACGUUACUUUCAUUGAUUGUUCUUGGAUCUUCAGCUGUCCUAUCAACGUUGCUCUCAUUACUAGUUACAACAUUACAUUCCUCGUAUCUCCUUGCAUGCGGGCUACUACUUUGGCACCGUUUCACAGGCGGUAUAAAGCCAUACAUAGAGGCUUCCGAUGUCAUUCACACAGAUAAUCUAUUUUGGGGCCCUUGGAAGGUCCCUGAGCCUUUUGGGAUUAUCAACAAUGUUUUCGCUUGUCUUUACAUGAUGCUUCUGCUUUUUUGGUCGUUCUGGCCCCAGGUAAACUCUCCUACCCCUGGAGAGGUCAAUUGGAGCGUUCUAGUUUACGGCACCGUUAUUCUGUUUAGUGUUAUUUGGUAUGUUCUUAAGGCUAGGCGACAUUUCAAAGGGCCUGUCAGAGAGACUUAGAAAGGAGCAGGCAACAAAACACUAUGACUUUUGCUAAGUCUACCUAUUAUGAAGAGCUCUGUUUAUUACACAAAUCGCCCUCUUUCGCGUUACCACAAGGCUAAAUCCAGUUUAGAUAGACCUCUAAUCAAGGGUAAACUAUUAUUAGGCAGCACAGGUACUGUUGCUAACCCG
This is a messenger RNA of Daldinia vernicosa, 1776 nucleotides long. Its product is annotated as amino acid transporter. Gene Ontology annotation, cellular component: membrane. NCBI's taxonomy places the organism in Eukaryota, Fungi, Ascomycota, Sordariomycetes, Xylariales, Hypoxylaceae. The coding region runs from base 1 to 1602 and encodes 533 amino acids. The record is from RefSeq and is a predicted model, not a curated record. Gene Ontology annotation, biological process: transmembrane transport. Gene Ontology annotation, molecular function: transmembrane transporter activity. The transcript is spliced from 4 exons.